Saccostrea cuccullata (small rock oyster) is the source of this 2628-nucleotide messenger RNA. RefSeq lists its product as uncharacterized. The record is from RefSeq and is a predicted model, not a curated record. Bases 1 to 2628 code for a protein of 875 amino acids. Lineage: Eukaryota; Metazoa; Mollusca; Bivalvia; Ostreida; Ostreidae. The transcript has 3 exons.
AUGUGUCCUGGCCUAUCUGAAGAUCUCCAACAGGUUGAUGACUCCAGGAAAACGGCCAUUAUCAACCGAGAGCUGAGAAGGCUUAACAUUGACAUUGCUGCUUUACAGGAAACCAGACUCCCAUCAAACGUGGAACCGCCUCAAAAGGGUACACCCAGAAUCCUGUCUCUUCGCCUCUCCACCUCCUCUGGGCAUGUCAACAUUCUGAGCAUCUAUGCUCCCACACUCAGCUCCACAGUGGAGACAAAGGAUACAUUCUAUGAGGCGCUUGAGACUACCAUCAGAGAGAUCCCAUCCACAGAACAAGUAUAUUUGCUUGGGGAUUUUAAUGCAAGAGUGGGAACUGACCAAGAAGCUUGGCCUCGCAACAUCGGCCACUUUGGUGUUGGGAAACUAAAUGACAACGGUCAGCGACUUCUUGAAAGACGCUCACUGAACUGUGUCCUGACAACCCGCAGCUACCACAGUGCGGACUGCGAUACCGACCACUCACUCGUUGGCAGUAAGGUGCGUCUCCAGCCAAAAAGGAUUCAUCGCUCCAAACAGAAAGGACGUCCACGAAUUAACACAGCAAGGACAGCAAUGCCAGAUGUUUGCGCACGCUUUGUUGACUCUAUUGAAGAGGCCCUUCGUAACUGCCCCACCAGCAGUGCUGAUGAGAGGUGGAACUAUAUUCGUGACGCCAUUUACACUUCAGCGAUGGACACUUUUGGCAAAAGAGUGAGACAAAAUCCAGACUGGUUUGAAGCAGGAAUUACAGAACUCGAACCAGCAAUCACAGCCAAAAGAAACGCCCUGCUCAACUACAAACGUGGUCCUUCAGAGAAGACACUUGCCGAACUCAGAAAGGCCAGAAAUGACGCCCAACGGAUAGCUCGACGCAGCGCAAACGACUACUGGCUGAAUCUCUGUAAAGGUAUCCAGCACUCUGCUGACUGUGGCAACAUUCGAGCCAUGUACGAAGGCAUGAAGAAAGUUUUUGGUCCGAGCAUCAUCAAGACAGCGCCGCUGAAAACAGUCUCUGGUGACAUUAUCACUGACAGAGGAAAGCAGAUGGAGAGAUGGGCCGAACACUAUCAAGAGCUCUACUCAAGAGAAAAUGUCGUCAGUGUCACAGCUGUUGAAAAUACCAAUGCCCUACCAGCUAUGAAGGAACUUGAUGCUCCACCUUCAAUAGAUGAGCUCAGUAAGGCCAUAAACUCCCUAGCCAGUGGGAAAGCCCCAGGUAGCGAUGGUAUUCCCCCAGAGGUCAUCAAAGCGGGCAAGAGUUCCACUCUGUUACAUCACCUGCACAAGCUGUUACUCCAGUGCUGGGAAGAAGGAACAAUUCCACAAGACAUGCGCAAUGCUAGCAUCAUAACGCUCUACAAGAACAAAGGAGACCGCAGCGAUUGCAACAACUAUCGUGGAAUAUCCCUACUCAGCAUUGUUGGGAAGGCAUUCGCCCGAGUAGUGCUAAAUCGAUUGCAGAAACUAGCAGAACGAGUCUACCCAGAGGCGCAGUGCGGUUUCAGAGCAGAAAGGUCAACCAUCGACAUGGUUUUCUCAUUACGCCAAUUACAAGAAAAGUGUCGAGAACAGAGACUCCCAUUGUACAUUGCCUUUAUUGACCUAACCAAGGCAUUUGACCUGGUCAGUAGGCAAGGUCUCUUUACCCUGCUACAUAGGAUUGGGUGCCCUCCAAAGCUCCUGAGGAUAAUCUCGUCUUUUCAUGAAGACAUGCAAGGCACUGUCCAGUAUGAUGGUUCAUCCUCAGAUCCCUUCCCCAUCAAAAGCGGCGUAAAACAAGGAUGCGUACUAGCCCCAACGCUUUUUGGCAUAUUCUUUUCCCUGCUGCUGUCAUACGCAUUUGAUCAGUCAGAAGACGGCGUAUAUCUUCACACCAGAAGUGACGGAAGCCUCUUCAACCUUGCGCGUCUCCGAGCAAAAACCAAAGUACGCAAGGUCCUGAUCAGAGAGAUGCUAUUUGCUGAUGAUGCCGCCUUGACUGCACACACAGAGCAGGCACUACAACGACUCAUCGACCGCUUUUCCAAUGCAUGCGAUGAGUUUGCUCUCACCAUCAGCAUCAAAAAGACCAACAUUAUGGGCCAGGACGUCUGCUGCACUCCCAAAAUCUCCAUCGACGAACAUAUCCUUGAAGUUGUGGAUUCAUUCAUCUACCUUGGUUCCACCAUAUCAAGUAACUUGUCCUUAGAUACAGAGCUAAAUAAGCGCAUUGGGAAAGCAGCAUCAGUAAUGGCUCGGCUGGGAAAACGAGUAGGGGACAACGCCAUGUUGACGAAAAACACCAGGAUAGUGGUAUACAAGGCGUGCGUACUCAGCACACUCCUGUACGGCAGCGAAGCCUGGACCCUAUACUCUCGCCAAGAGCGUCGACUCAACACCUUCCACAUGCGUUGCCUCCGAAGAAUUUUAGGCAUCAGCUGGAAGGAUCAUGUCACCAACAAGGACGUAUUGAGACAGUCAGGGUUACCCAGUUUGUUUGCCUUGCUAAGCCAGAGGCGAUUGAGAUGGCUUGGCCACGUAAGCCGCAUGGACAAUGGCCGUAUACCAAAGGACGUGCUGUAUGGAGAGCUGGAUCAAGACCUACAGGAAGGCCUGUUCUUCGCUACAAGGAUGUCCUAA